UCUACCAAAGCAAGGCCGGCCUUCUUCUCGCUCGACUGACCCCAGCUCACACCUUCCCUGCUUGCCACUCUCACGGUCUCACCACCACAAGCUGGUCGAGCUCAGCCAGCUCUCCUCGAGCGACCCCAGCUUCCACUCGAAGCUCCUAACUGCUGCUAGCCAACCUUGUCUUGUCUCCAGCUGUAGCUUAGCUACACUCUCUCACUCUCUCUACAUGGCGUCAGGAGAAGCAGAGCCGCUGCAGUACACGACCACGGUGCUGCGGGUGUCCAUCCACUGCGAGGGCUGCAAGAAGAAGGUCAAGAAGGUGCUCCAUAGCAUCGAAGGGGUUUACAAGGUGACGAUCGACGCGGCGCAGCACAAGGUGACGGUGACCGGCAGCGUGGGCGCCGACGCGCUCGUCCGCCGCCUGCUCAAGUCCGGCAAGCAGGCCGCGCUCUGGCCGGUGCCUGCCCCGCCGCCCGCCGCCGAGGCCAAGAAGCCCGAGCAGGCGGAGGCGGAGGCUCCCCCGUCAGCCGAGGCCAAGAAGCUGGAACCGGAGCCGGAGCCGAAGGAGGCAGCGCCGGAGACCUUGGAGAAGAAGCUGGGGAAGGAGAAGGGUUCAGAGCAGAAAGGAGAGAAAGCAGAGGCGAAGAAGCCCAAGGACAAGAUUGAGGCUUCUGAGAAGAAGGAGAAGCCCUCACCGCCAGCGCCUGAACCGGCCAAAGCCGCCGCCGUCGCUGAAGAGGAUGAGACGCCUGCAGGGGGCAAGAAGGGGAAUAAGCAGAAGAAGGCGAACAAGCAGAAGGACGAGGAGAAGCCCGCACAGCCGCAGCCGAAGCAGAAGCAGAAGCCACAGCAAGAGCAGGGGAUGCCGCUCGCGGCGCCGGAGCGCGCGCACGGGCACGGGCACGGCGGCGGGCUGCCGUACUACGCGGCGCCGGCGGCCGUGAUGAGCUACCACGUGGCGCACCCGGGCGCGGCCAGCGUGUCCUGCUACGCGCCCACGCCGGUCUUGGCCGCGCCGCCAUUCCCGCCGCCGCCGCAGCAGGUGUCCUACGGGUACCCGCCGUACCCGUAUCCGUACCCGCCGGCGCCGAUGAUGGCGCCGCCGCCGGAGUUCGUGUACGGCCCGCCGGGCAUCCGGGCGUCGCCGCCGCGGGAGUCGUAUGACAACGCGUUCAACGAGGAGAACCCGAAUUCCUGUAGCCUCAUGUGACGGCGCCAUUGCCGCCGGCUCACCGGACGCCCGUCAGAGUUAUUGUAGUUAAAGGAGGAGGCUCCGUAAUAGAAGGCUCCUUAAUUGUCUUGGUUACUGCUAGUAGGUUCUGCGACCACUGGUUAAUUAGGCGGUCAAAUCUCUUGUUGACCGGACUUUUUUUUCCCUCGAAACAUUGCUGUUUAAUUAGUUUGUUUUGUCAUGUAAUGAGAUGAGUAUUUUAGGCAGAGUGGAGUGGACUGGAGGAGUACUGCCAUUGAUGUCCUCUCUUUUGGCUACACUAGUUUGGUUUAAUGGUUUUCAAUUUGAAUA
Molecule: messenger RNA, 1510 nt
Organism: Brachypodium distachyon (stiff brome)
Lineage: Eukaryota; Viridiplantae; Streptophyta; Magnoliopsida; Poales; Poaceae
Product: heavy metal-associated isoprenylated plant protein 35
Exons: 3
Coding region: 215-1198 (327 amino acids)
Molecular function (GO): metal ion binding
Source: RefSeq, a predicted model, not a curated record